GCCACCAGAUGCAGGAGAAUAUACUCUUGACCUCAAGUCAAGGUCAAGCAAUUGUGAAGACUGUCUUUCAAAAACAGAACUCGCUACAAUGGAGAACGGUAGGGUGUGCCUCGGAAAACAGGAAAUUAUCUGGGUUGUGAUAGUGAACAAUGAACCGUUACUUUGUUAUGGAAAUAUCAACAAAGAACCGGAAGGCAGGAGAUGCUCGAUCAAGGACUCGAACUUGUUCAAUUCAAGAGAAACCCGUAGGAUUAGUAAUUCUGAACUCAGAGUGUUGCAGACUCAUACGUUAAAAGGGCACCGUUGCAACCAAAAAACAUGGCCAAAGCCAGCAAUUUGCACGUCAAUAGCUGCUAGUUCUAUUCUCAGAUUCAGAGAAGCGGGAAAUGUGAUGGGUUUUGUAUACCUCGGAGGGUCAAAAAUGCUGACAGACGAUAUAGAGUGUUUAGUUUCCUCAACAGGAGUCCAAACAAAUGACUA
Molecule: messenger RNA, 480 nt
Organism: Opisthorchis viverrini
Lineage: Eukaryota; Metazoa; Platyhelminthes; Trematoda; Opisthorchiida; Opisthorchiidae
Exons: 2
Source: RefSeq, a predicted model, not a curated record